AUGGCGAAUUGGGACUGGGAAGACACCGACUGGGAUUGGGAAGAUACGGAAGAAUCAUCCUGCGGAGAGGAGCAGAAGCAGAUUAUCUCAGAGCCAGAGAUUGACAAGGAGUGGCUCCUUGGUAUCCUAAGGGAAUUUCACAAAGAACCGGUCACGAUAAGCGAAUGUAACGUAAGUCCGGGCUGUAUGAGUAAUGAAAGCGCGCUCAGUGCUAUAAUUCGUGUUAAACUCAAGUACGUGUUGAACGACACAAAUACUACGCAAGAUCUGUCGCUUAUCGUCAAAGAGCUUCCAAAAGAUGCGUUCAGUCGGUUCUUCGUUAUCGAAGGCCAAUUCGAUCUUCGAGAAAUUAAAUUUUACACACAGGUCAUGCCCGACCUGAAAGAAUUUCAAAAGAAGCAACUAGCAUCCCAGGGAAACGAAUCGGACGAGGAGAUUGUCUUGUCAGUUCCAGUAUGCUAUCACGCACAUUACACACCGGCCGACGAAUCGGACGAUAACCCUACAACACCAGAUUCUAUUCUGGUGCUACACGAUCUCCGUGACUAUGAUUUUCGACAUAUUAAAUUUCGCGAAGGAAUGACAUACGAUCAGACUAAAGUUGCGCUGGAUGCUAUAGCACGUAUACACGCGCAUUCUCUCGCAAUGAAGGUUGUCGAGGGAGAGCCUUUGUCCGAACGUUAUCCAUUCCUCUUCCAAACAGCGAAAGCAACAGACUCGUAUCAACAAUUAGUUGAACGUGGUUUGCCGCAACUUGCCAAAUUUUUGAAAAGUACGCCGGGAUUAGAAGAGAUACUCGAGGCUUUACUUGUACUACGACCUAGAACUAAGCACAUAAUAUCGGCACUUCUUGCACCGGAAGGGCCGUUAGCCUUGAUUACACACACAGAUUUCUGGUGUAAUAAUCUACUUUUCAAAGAAGGGCCGUCCGGCCUCGAAUGCUGCAUCCUCGAUUGGCAAAUGGUCACUUAUAGUAGACCAACUAAUGAUAUCGCUCUGUUGUUAGUGAGUUCAUUGCCAACUGAAUUACGUCGAAAACACACAGAAACCUUCCUCGAUAUCUACUGGCAGGCUUUAAAUAGCACGACUUCUCGUCUUGGCGUCGACAUUCCUAAAGACUUGGGCUAUACAAGAGAAGACUUAAAUAAGGAUUACAGACGAUCGCAACUUCUCGCACUUCUACUCUGUAUUGGAUCCGUGGAUGUUGCUUUAGGCGAUACAGAUACCGAACAACGCUUGAUCGACGUUUUAAAAGACCUUCAUAAUGAAGGUGUACUUACAGAUGAGACUGCGAUUGCUAAUAGCGAGAACGACUCUUAGUCAGCGUUAUUACUGCCCAUGAUAGUGCUGCAGCGAAUUAAUAUUCUAUACGAAAUGUAAAUCGAGAAAGCAAAAGUUAUAGAACUGAUUGUUCAACAGUUCGAUUCAUCUGCCAUUGACGUUAUCAUUGCGACUAACGUAAUACAUCUCAAGCAAAAUGGCUUGUGUCGAUAAUUAUGUAAUUGCGGAAUCCAAGUCACGAAGUAUAUGAGAAUAGAAUCGAUGUUAGACUUUUGUGUUUCGAUAUUGGGUUGUUCUUACGAUAUGUAUACCUAUAAUUUAGUAAGAACGUUAAGUAAACAAAAAAUCAAUAAACAUUAUAUAAAGUUUUCAAAUUAAAAACGGUUCGAAAUGUAAAAGAAUUGCCAUAACAAAUAACUUAACUCCGGUGAAACAUUUUUCUCCACGAGUCAGUUAAAUAUAACAAUCGUUUGAUUGAAAUUUGUUCUUUUAUCGAAAUUUCUUCCCGCAAUUACUAUAACGGCUAUACGACCGACAUUCUGUUACUGCUAAUUCACAUAUGCAACAAUUAUAUUAUUCCAUUUCUUUGUACAAACUAUAUAAAUAAAAUACUUUGAUGUUGUCAUGAAUUUAUAAAAUGAUUUUUAGAUAUAAAAAUAAUUCCCAAGUAAUAUUCAUAUACAUAUAAAUAAACGGUAUCAUUACAACUUUAGUUAGUAAAUUUUUCGAUUUUU
Messenger RNA from Heterotrigona itama, 2015 nucleotides. Lineage: Eukaryota; Metazoa; Arthropoda; Insecta; Hymenoptera; Apidae. The record is from the annotation of a GenBank genome assembly.